Molecule: messenger RNA, 6108 nt
Organism: Hyla sarda
Lineage: Eukaryota; Metazoa; Chordata; Amphibia; Anura; Hylidae
Gene: PCSK7
Product: proprotein convertase subtilisin/kexin type 7
Exons: 16
Coding region: 164-2530 (788 amino acids)
Biological process (GO): protein processing
Cellular component (GO): trans-Golgi network; Golgi membrane
Molecular function (GO): serine-type endopeptidase activity
Source: RefSeq, a predicted model, not a curated record
AUUUACUUCCGGUCAAUGCUGCUCACGUGACCACACCCCGGAAGUGACGAAAGGGUAGAUGUCACCGCUCGGCCGAAUGCGGAAGUGGAAAACGGUGAAGCGUAUGGAGGGGACAGGUCCCAAUGCCCUCCCUAGGUUGCUUCCUGUGUAAUGGGCCAACACAAUGCAUCGGUUCUUCAUUUCACUCUUGUGCCUUUGUCUUUUCUCCUGGCUCCUCUUCCUCUCACUUCCUACACACACAGUCAGCAAUGACUCUCCAGGUUUGGGGGAAGAGCUGACCUGGGCUGUCCGUCUGGACCCCUCUCAAGGCUCUGGACGGAGAGAGGAGUUAGAUGUUUUAGCAGAAAAACUUUCACAGGCCGUGGGGCUGGAGAAUCGGGGCGUUAUCGGGGAGUUAAAGGAUCACUACUUAUUUGCACAUGUGAGAAGUGGUGAGACCAAGGAGCAUACGCGAAGAAAAGUUCACGAGAUGUUCACACAACAUGCCAGCGUGCGAUGGUUUUCGGAACAAAAGCUGCUGAAGAGGUCCAAGAGGAGCGUGCACUUUAAUGACCCCAAAUAUCCACAGCAAUGGCAUUUGCACAAUACCCGUAACCCUGGAAUGGAUAUUAAUGUUACUGGUGUAUGGGAGAGAAAUGUGACCGGUUGGGGAGUUACGGUGGUGGUCGUGGAUGAUGGGGUUCAGCACACUAUCCAGGACAUUCAAGCUAAUUAUAGCCCAGAAGGAAGCUAUGACCUUAACUCUAAUGAUCCAGACCCUAUGCCACAUCCUGAUGGAUAUAGUGACAACCACCAUGGAACCCGUUGUGCAGGGGAGAUAGCAGCCGUCCCUAACAAUAGUUUCUGUGCAGUGGGUGUAGCAUUUGGAUGCAGGAUUGCAGGGAUCAGAGUUCUCGAUGGACCGCUCACAGACAGCAUGGAGGCUAUUGCGUUCAACAAACACUAUCAGAUCAAUGACAUCUACAGUUGCAGCUGGGGCCCUGAUGAUGAUGGGAAGACUGUUGAUGGACCUCAUCAGCUGGGAAAGGCUGCUCUUCAGCAUGGAGUGAUUGCUGGACGGAAAGGAUUCGGGAGUAUUUUUGUUGUUGCCAGUGGUAAUGGAGGCCAGUACAAUGAUAACUGUAACUAUGAUGGAUAUGCCAACUCCAUCUACACUGUCACUGUAGGGGCUGUCAAUGAAGCUGGCAAAAUGCCUUUCUAUGCUGAAGAAUGUGCAUCAAUGCUUGCAGUCACCUUCAGCAGCGGAGACAAACAGAUGAGAAGUAUUGUGACCUCAGAUUGGGAUCUGCAGAAGGGAACUGGAUGCACAGAAGGCCACACUGGAACAUCUGCCGCUGCUCCUAUAGCUGCAGGAAUGAUUGCUCUGAUGCUACAGGUGCGGCCAUGCCUGACAUGGAGGGAUGUCCAGCACAUUAUCGUUUUUACAGCUACAAAAUAUGAAGACCAUCAAGCUGACUGGGAAACCAAUGGAGCAGGAUUUAGUCACAGUCAUCAGCAUGGAUUUGGCCUCCUAAAUGCCUGGCGUCUUACAAAUGCUGCUAAGGUGUGGGAGUCUGUUCCCUAUUUAGCUUCCUAUGUUAGUCCAGUCCUAAAAGAGAACAAAAAUAUUCCUUUGGCUCCCAAUGUGCUGGAAUUACGCUGGAAUGUGACUGCGGCUGAUCUUCUGCUGUCAGGCAUGAGGACCAUAGAGCAUGUAGCUGUGACAGUGACUGUCACACACCCCCGGAGGGGAAACCUGCAGAUACAGCUGUUCUGUCCAAGUGGAAUCUCAUCCCUCAUUGGAGCCACAAGGAAAAUGGACGUUGAUCCAAGUGGUUUCACUGACUGGACAUUCUCCACUGUUCGCUGCUGGGGAGAGAAUGCAGAAGGGACUUACAGACUUCUGGUCACAGACGCAGGAUAUGAGCCCGAGACUCUUAAAAGAGGUGUUUUUCAGACAUGGCAACUAACACUCUAUGGUUCCUCAUGGACAACUGAGGAUGUGGCUGAAAGAAGAAGGCUGGUAGAACUGUCUCAGGGGGGUCAGUUUCUGAAUGAUAAUUUCUCGCUUCCUUGUCCCCCUGGAUUGGAAAUUUCUGAGCAGGACAGCUAUACCAUUACCAAUAACACCCUUCGGACCCUUAUGCUGCUUGGCUGUUUUGCUGUGUUCUGGUCCCUGUAUUACACUAUAGAGCUCUACCUUUCCAGAAUUUCUAGUAGUGGCGAUCUAGACCUAAGCUGUGAAGGUUCUUCCUGCAUCCUUUCCCGACACCCGGGAAGUCCCAGCCCCCGCCAAUUAGAAGCUGGCAUUGAGACAGAAUCCUUGCCUCUGUGUGGCAUAAAUGACACUACUGUGGAAGAUGAAGAAGAUGAGGACAACGUGGAGCACAUUGCACUAUACAGACAUCCGUCCUCCUCCAAACAGUUUAGAGUGACGGAUGUGAGCGUGGCAGAGUCCCGUCAUAAUGUGACCUCUGACUUCCAGAGGUACAAGGACACAGUAAGACAUAAUACACGUGACAGUGAUACAAACAUAAAUGAGUAUGGAUAAGAGAAAACCGCAAAGGCUGUCUGCUGAAUGGACAUCGUGUCUCUGAUACAAAACAAGGAUGCACUUCAGAGUAUUUAAUUUAAGGUUAUAUGCCUUAUUCAUUGCUUUAUUAUCAUGUAUGAAUGAGUCAUACAUUUAUUAUGUUAUGAAACUGUAAUACCAGUCGUCCAUGUUUCAGUCUCAUGGUGGAUGGCAUGUUGAUUGACAGCUGUCAGAGACAAGCAGAACCUGUGAGCAUCUGUCUUGUCCUGUCUGGAUAGUCUCAGGGUACAUUCACAAGUUAAUAACUGCGUCAAGAAAUCUCCUGCGAGUUUUGCUACCAUUCACUUCAGUGGGUCCGUGGGCAAAACUGCCACUACCAUCUGAAUUCAUUGAAGUAAAUGGUAGCAAAACUGGCAGUGGAUUUCCUGAAGUGGAAAACCUGCUGCGAGUUAUUAACAUGUUAACAUACCCUUAAAGGGUUAUUCUCAUCCUAAAGAUUUAUGUCCACAGGAUAUUCCAUAGAUGCCUAAUAGAUGCAGGUCUAAACUCUGGGUCCUUCAACUAUCAGGAGAACAGGGGUUCCUAUACCCCCAUCAUCCAAAUUCUGCUGGAUGCUUAUCACUUAGAAGGCAAUGAAGAGGUAGGUUAACCUGCACAUGGCCCUCUCAAUUGAAAGUUGAGCAAGCAGUGAGACCCAUGUACUCCCAAAAACUGAGGGGUCUAAACCUGCACUUAUCAGGUACCGUAUUUAUGGCAUAUCCAGUGAAUGGGAAUAUUCCUCUACACAGUGCUGGAUCCUUAAGAUUUUGGAAGUGCUGAUACAGUUCACAGCAUAUGACUUAUUUUAUGUUAUUACGGGUGAUCAUGUUUUACAUGCAGUUUUAUGGGAUGCUAAAGUAAAACUCAUUUUAUACAGGAAUCUUUUUAAUAUGUAGUGAAUUUUGUAUGGGAAUCUUGGAUACCUAAUACAUAAAUUAUUCUAAAUCUGAUUCAUACACUACAUGAAUUUUUCCAUUUAUUGCAUAAUUCUUACCAAAGUUGCCUCUAAAUUUGAUGCUUUGUGGAAGAAAAUCUUGAUAAAUUGAUAUAUUGAUAAAUAUUUAUUACUACCCAGACCCAGAUAGGAAUAUCUCCGCUAAGUAAGGAAAGGAUUCUUUAUCUUGACAAAUUAAUUGAUUGUUUUGGUUUUUAAUGGUCCUUGUCCAUCAUGCCAAAGUAAAAUGCAGUUAGAAAUUGUGGUGUUAUGACUGUAUGCAAAACAUACACAGGUGACAUUUUUUGGACUUUAUUUUUGUGAAUUUGUUUUGUUCUUGUAAAAGAGUCUGAGAGCAGUUGUGUAUCAAAGAGCAACACAAUGGACAUAGUAAAGGCAAUGGAACACAUUGUUCACAAAAUAUAUUUAAAGAGGUCCUCAGCUUGUCCUAUAUGUCAGUAAAUGUGCGUAUUCCCCACAAAAUAACAAUGUUGGAGAAUCUGAUCUUAGAUCUCUAUGUUGUACCAUCAAAUUCUUACUCUUCCUAGAAAUGUAUUUAUAAACUGACAACUGGGUGUUACCAUUCUACUUGUCGAUGGGGCAUCUCCCUAUUCCAAUGCAGAAUCCGGCACGGAAAUUCUGACUUGUGAACAUGGCCUAAAUGUUAAGCAUUUGGGGACACAUUUCAUCGACAUAGGGUUCUUGGUUUAUUUAUAUAUUUCAAGAGCAAUAACAGAGGUACAGCGUAACACAGAGUUCUAGGGAAAGAUGCUCCAGAACUGUCAAGUUUCAAGAAGUUAUUAUAAAAUGGACAUGUCGGGAGAGCUGACCAAUCCAUGCAGAAAUGAAGUAUAAAGAAUACAAGUGCAUUUUGGGGGAUUUUAGCAAUACCAGCUACCGGUCAUAGAACCUGUGUGAUGUUUCCCUUUUGUAGUGGUCUGUGUUCCUAAAAUGUUACCUCCAGUCUAAGCUUUAACCAACCAACCAUCAACCAAUAUACUCCCGUGUAAAUGUAUCUAACUGGGAUAAUGUCUGAGAAACAAGGUUAUCUUGGUCUACCAGUCAAGAGACAGAACGACAAGUCGACCGGCCAUAACAGCUACAAUGUUUGACCAUGUCCACUAUAGAUGAGAUGCCUGGAGCAUCAUGUGACCCUUUAUGACAUUUAAUUUAAUACCAUUAACAUUAUUGUGGCCUUCUAAUAAAUUUCUAUAUGGCCCCGAGAAUAUCUAGUAAUGUCCUCUACGUAGCCAAACAUCAAACAUGUAAGUGAACAAUUUUUCAGCUAAAAGUUUCCUACUUUUAUUAAAUUUUAAAGAAGCGAUCUGAUUGGUUGCUAUGGGCAAACUGGUCGACUUUUCCUCAGCACAGGUUUUGAUGAAUCUCCCCCUAUGGGGGAGAUUCAUCAAAACCUGUGCUGAGGAAAAGUCGACCAGUUGCCCAUAGCAACCAAUCAGAUCGCUUCUUUCAUUUUUCAGACGUGAAAGAAGCGAUCUGAUUGGUUGCUAUGGACAACUGGUUGACUUUUCCUCUGCACAAGUUUUGAUUAAUCUCCCCCAUAGUGACCAUCCUUUUUAUUAAAGGGAUAUUAUAUGUAGAAUCUACUUCCCCCUCAUUCAAACUCUCUCCCAAAUUACAAUACAUUAUAACAGUGAGAAAUAAAUAAAGAAUUUGUUCUAUUUGGGAUAAGCCAUUACCCCUCUCCUACUCACAAACCUAUUAGGAAAGACUGAGAACACAUGUAUUCGCUGCAAGAUUUCAUCAGCAAGGUUUAUUGUAGAAGAAUGACGUUUAAUUGAAAAUGAAUAGAAGAAAUAAACGCCCGACAUACAAUACUCUUUACUAGGGUCACAGUCCGAUAGCGGAACAAUUUCUAAAACCAAUGAGAUUGGUCAGGAUCGUCAUGACAAACGAAAAGUUGUGUGUCCUGUUGUAAGUGAUGUGUAACAUCAUAGAAUCCUAAGAACUUUACUAUCAGAUUGUUUACAUUAGCGCCUAAAGUGUGUAAAGUUUCCCGACCGCCUGCUGCUAGGCCCAGUUACAGCCCGCCAUGCAAUCAUGUUUGGAGGUUUUCAAUGAAAUAAACAAAGCUUUGUCUUAAAAGGUGGUCAGCAAACUCUAAGGGUACGUUCACACGCGCAGAUUUUUUAGCGGGUUUUCCGCUGCGUAUUUGAAAGUGGGCGGGCUCGGCUGUCCGCAGCAGAUUUUUCUCGGCGGAAUUUACGCUGAGGAAAAUCCGCCACAGUCCCUACUGACUUCAAUGGGGCUUGCAGCGGAUUUUCCGCAGUGUACAUUCCGCCGCAGAAAAUCUGCUGCGGAAAGCAGAGAAGAGCCCGCCCACUUUCAAAUAUGUAGCGGAAAACCCGCAAAAAAAUGUGCGCAUGUGAAUGUACCCUAAAGUAGGAUAGUGCUACAUAGUAAAAAAUAAAUAAAUAAAACAUGGGAGAUAAAUAUAUUAUGGGUGUGGAGAAUGAUUUAUACAAUAUACAUUGGAACCAUGAAACAUAAUCUCUUUUAUGAUUUAAUUUAUUGUUAUUUUUAUGAGGACAUUUGUGGAUGUUUGGAUGAAAAUGAAUGCUUUGUUGUAUAUUUUAUUUUAAGGGCAAUAAAAGGUUUUACAUGG